AAAUCCAAAUCCUUUGGAAUAAGCAAUUGUAUUAAUCCGGUAGACCAACUCCUAGCAAGCCCCCUGCUGAUUCUUGCAUGCAUUUACUAAAGACACAGUUGAAGCCACCAUCGAUACCUUCGGACGUGUCGUUGGGCAGAUGCGUCCAUAGUGAUUUGGGUGGAUAUCUCGGACUCGAGAAGCAGCAGUUCGCGUUGUUGAUCGUCUGGGGCCCAAAUAAGUCAAUUUCUGGGCAUGAUCUAGACCUCAUCUCUUUUUAUGAAAAGAUGAUGGGCAGUUUUAUCAGCUCCACUGGCUCGGCCAAACCUUUCCGAGGCGAUAGAGCAAGAAAUGGUGAGAGCGAUCAUUGUGGCGGUGACACCGGGACCAUCUCUUCUCAGCCGACGAUUCUUCAGAAAGAGGAAUUUGGAUGGGCAAGUAGAGCGCUGCUUUGGAACACUCAUUUGAGCAAGAUUACGAGAUCUACUUAUGUUCUUGAAGGGCUACAUAAGUAGAUAGCUGCUGCGCCUCGACCUCGGACAUUCAGAGUGGUCGAGAGAUUAGCAGUAACUUUUUUAUUAGCACUGUCUUAUGAAACUCUCUUACAUAGAAAUGGGGACUUCAUUUGUCAGAUUGUAAAAUCCCUCUAUAUAUGUUCUCUUGCAUGAAAACAUUUAGGUGUAGAAUAGAAUGUAGAAUCUAAAUAUUGGCAUUUUGUUAAUGAAUGAUUUCGAUCACGUCGUUGAGUUUCAAGAGGGGUUAAUCUUCUCUCCCUUGUUUUGAUGUGAAGCCAAAAAAAGAUAAAACCCCUCUCCUCAAUGAUAGCCAAAUGUCGUUGUAUAA
Molecule: messenger RNA, 822 nt
Organism: Syzygium oleosum
Lineage: Eukaryota; Viridiplantae; Streptophyta; Magnoliopsida; Myrtales; Myrtaceae
Exons: 3
Coding region: 78-494 (138 amino acids)
Source: RefSeq, a predicted model, not a curated record